CUGCCACAAGGACAGAAGACUUGAACAGGACCCACUAACUGAAGAAGAAAUUCAAAAGAAGAACUUUUUAAAAGAAAAAAUUCCAUCCGGCUUGUUGAUAAUAUUUCAAACAGCUCUGCUUUGAUUUUUUCUUUUUCUACUUUGGAACUUUUGCGCAGCCACACUUUUACUUUUUUCUUACCUCAGACACUUAAUUGAAUCUUCAGCGAUGUUUCCUGAGGCAAACAAAGGCUACAGCUACGAGGACUGCAAGGCCACUGCUGAUUGGCUGCUGGCCCAGACGGACGUCCGACCCAUAGUGGGCAUCGUGUGCGGCUCGGGGCUCGGAGGGCUGGCCGACAUGCUGAAGGACCAGGUGGCCUUUAACUACAAGGACAUCCCCAAUUUCCCACAGAGCACUGUGCACGGACAUGCAGGACGGCUGGUGUUUGGCACCUUGAAGGGACGGCCGUGCGUUUGCAUGCAGGGACGCUUCCACCUGUACGAGGGAUAUCCAAUCCAGAAGAUCACAUUGCCGAUGCGCAUCUUCAAGCUGCUCGGUGUCGAGACAGUGAUGCUGACCAACGCAGCCGGAGGCCUCAACCAGGACUUUAAAGUGGGAGACGUCAUGAUCAUCAAAGACCACCUCAACAUGCCCGGCUUCGCUGGCAACAAUCCGCUGGCUGGACCCAAUGAUGAGAGGUUCGGUGUGCGUUUCCCCUGCAUGUCCGAUGCGUACGACAGAGAGCUGCAGCAGUUGGCCAUGGACGUGGGCCAGGAGCUCGGCUAUGGAGACUUCCUGAAGGAGGGCGUCUACUGCGUGCUGGGCGGACCAUCGUUCGAGACGAUUGCCGAGUGCCGCAUGCUGCACAAACUGGGCGCCGAUGCUGUCGGCAUGAGCACAGCCCACGAGGUGAUCGUGGCGCGCCACUGCGGCAUGCGCGUCUUCGCCCUCUCGCUGAUCACCAACCAGGCGGUGAUGGACUACGACAGCGAGGAGAAGGCCAACCACGAGGAGGUGCUUCAGACGGGGAAGCAGCGAGCGGAGCAGCUUGAGCGGCUGGUUUCCACCAUGGUGACCAAGAUCGAGCACAACAACAACUACGCCUAAGAGACGCCAGGCGCUUUAGUUCAGUGUUGUGGUACAACUCAAGGACACUUUAGGUGGAUAUGGUUGCCAUUUAUUGCUAUCGUGCCAAAGAAAAUCCCUCUUAUUUUGUCUUUUAGGUGAGCUGUUUUUUUUUGUCUUAGGUCAAAAGAUGAUCACCUGAAGAAUCUCUGAUGUAUAUGUAAAUUUAAAUAAUGCACACAACCUUUGUUUCAUGUCGCUGUGCCCUGCAUGACAUACAUUCCUCCACUGAGCAGCUCCAAGACAAAGUCGCUUCUCAGUUUCUUGGGGGGGUUUUUUGUAAAGAAGGCGUAUUUGUUCUAACUUAAAAUAUGUGAUCAAGUUUUAUAAAUGUCUGCAAUUUAACUUAACAAUGAGCAAAAAUCUGCUGUAAAGAUCUUAAUGUUAUGAUGUUGUUGAAAUGUACAUUAGCAGAUUUAAGGUAUUUUACUGUGUUUGUUUUUUAAUAUGACUUGUUACUAAAAGUACUAUUUAUUACUAUAA
Stegastes partitus (bicolor damselfish) is the source of this 1591-nucleotide messenger RNA. It is a transcript of the gene pnp5a, whose product is annotated as purine nucleoside phosphorylase 5a. The coding region runs from base 209 to 1090 and encodes 293 amino acids. Gene Ontology annotation, cellular component: cytoplasm. NCBI's taxonomy places the organism in Eukaryota, Metazoa, Chordata, Actinopteri, Pomacentridae. The transcript is spliced from 6 exons. The record is from RefSeq and is a predicted model, not a curated record. Gene Ontology annotation, molecular function: purine-nucleoside phosphorylase activity. Gene Ontology annotation, biological process: nucleoside metabolic process.